Molecule: messenger RNA, 804 nt
Organism: Fomitiporia mediterranea MF3/22
Lineage: Eukaryota; Fungi; Basidiomycota; Agaricomycetes; Hymenochaetales; Hymenochaetaceae
Exons: 4
Coding region: 1-804 (267 amino acids)
Source: RefSeq, a predicted model, not a curated record
AUGGGUCAGUUUUACGACUCUUGUCCACAGAACCUGCUCGAAUGGAUACAGAAGCAACACCUAUUCUGGGUCGCGACGGCACCACUUUCUCCUGACGGACAUGUCAACGUAUCUCCGAAGGGAGCUUUUGACUGCUUUCAUGUCGUCGGACCAAAUAAGAUCUGGUAUGAAGAUUAUACUGGAAGUGGUAAUGAAACUAUCGCCCAUCUUCGGGAAAAUAAGCGAAUUACAAUUAUGUUUUGUGCUUUUGAUGGUCCGCCUCGCAUUGUCAGACUCUUUGGGACAGGUCAAGUGUACGAAUAUGGAUCCCCGGAGUAUAACGAAUUUAUUCCGAAAGAAACACGCAAGCCGGGUUCGAGGUCUGUAAUUGUCGUCGAUGUCCAUAAAGUAGGAUCGUCCUGUGGAUACUCUAUCCCGUUCUAUGACUUCCGAGGAGAGCGCACCUUACUUUUUGAAUAUGCACAAAGGGUUGAAAUGAAAGGGGACCCAACAGCCCCAGAUCCCCGUGCGGAUAAAGGUCUGCGGGAGUAUUGGGCGACCCACAAUACAAAGAGCAUUGAUGGCCUUCCAGGAGUUACGUGUGCACUUGACGUAUCUGAUAUGCCAACGAGUAAGUGGAGUAAGGAAGCGGAGCUUGCGCGGGGCAAAGAGAAGGCGGCGAUGAAUCGGAAUAGGAGGGGUGAAGUAAAUCUGGUUGGCAGUAAAUUGCAUUCUGCUGAGAUGAGCGCGAAACUGGUGGCUGCAUUCACUAUUGGCGUCUUUACCGCACUACUGAGCGUGAAGAUGUCUGGAUUGAUUGUCUAA